This is a messenger RNA of Aspergillus homomorphus CBS 101889, 2835 nucleotides long. Its product is annotated as MutS family protein MSH5. The record is from RefSeq and is a predicted model, not a curated record. NCBI's taxonomy places the organism in Eukaryota, Fungi, Ascomycota, Eurotiomycetes, Eurotiales, Aspergillaceae. Gene Ontology annotation, biological process: chiasma assembly; mismatch repair. Bases 1 to 2835 code for a protein of 944 amino acids. Gene Ontology annotation, molecular function: ATP-dependent DNA damage sensor activity; ATP binding; mismatched DNA binding. The transcript has 16 exons. Gene Ontology annotation, cellular component: nucleus.
AUGAUGAUAUCCUCUGCGAAAAGAAGGCGCACAGUCUAUGACUCCGAGUUUCCCCACGGCUCCACUGAAUCCAGGCCGGCGCCCUAUGGCUCUUCACAGCGUGUGCGGCAACCUAGCAUUCUGCAUCCGGGUUCACAGUUCACGUAUGGAGGACCUGUACACGAUCGGCAGGAUGCAUCUGACAGUGACUUAUUUCUGCACGCUGCCGAUGAUGAGCUCGACCAAGUCAUCGUGGCCAUCGACACGCGGGACUCAGGAACAGUUGGAUGCUCAUACUACUCUGCCCGAGAAGAGAAGCUUUACCUGCUGGGGGACUUGCGUUACUCCGACUCAGAGAUUAUCGACAGUCUGAUUCUCCAAACCAGUCCCACGAUGCUUUUACUCUCACCCCGUGUGGACCACAACGCCCUCCAAGACAGACAAAUGCUCGAUCCAGACAGUGACACUGGUUCUUUGCUCCCAUUCCAGCUUGAUGUCCGUCCGUCGCAAGAGUUCGGCUACGAGAACGCAAAGAACAAGCUAGUGGCUCUGGGGAUUUCUUCAAAGCACGAGCAACGCAUCCGAUUCCUCGUGCCACACAACGGACUCGUCGACAGCGAACAGAUAGACUCCGAGACUCUGGACUUCACCCUGCAGGAAGGGAAGCUAUUGCACAUAUCGAGCUCGAUCGAGAUGGAAAACAUGGUGACGAUCGGCUGCGCGGGCGCUCUCCUCAUGCAUCUCCAAAGACGAAGAGCCUCUGCUUCUAUAGCUAGCAAUCAAGCCACGGAGCUCUAUCGGGUGGCAUUCGUGGAGAUGUUUAGCUUGUUAGGGACUAUGUUCGUCAAUAAAAGGACUCUCUCCUCGCUGCAGAUCAUGGAAUCGGAGUCUCACCCCAGCAUUGUGAAUCAGGGCAGAAAGUCCAAUUCCACGAAAGAAGGCCUCUCGGUCUAUGGUCUUUUCCAGCGCUUUGCACGUACGCCGCAGGGGAAAAUUCGAUUGAAGCAAAUGUUUCUUCGUCCGAGUGUGGAUGUUGAUGUCAUCCAGGAACGGCACGCUUUCCUCAGCGUGUACUUGAGGCCGGAUAAUUUCAUUCCUCUGGAGAAGUUGACCAAGAGCUUCAAGCAUAUCAAGAACCUGCGCUAUGUGAUGGUCAAUCUUCGCAAGGGCAUCGAUACAGGGAGCGGGAAGGUGACGGGUUUCAAGACUUCAGUGUGGGCUACGUUAUUGGCGUUUGCCUUUUAUGGUAUUGAUAUAUACGAUGCAUUGAAAGAAAGCGCUGGUGCGGAGAGAUUAGCCCUACAUCAGAAGGCUCUUCGUGUCUUUGAAGCGGCUCAGCUUUACAGGAUGGGCAAAAUGAUCCAAGAGAUUGUAAGUGGCAUGCCCUCUCUAGCGAUCCUCACUUAUCUUCUCAAGGUCGACAUAGAUAGCUCCGAGGAGCAGGGAAGAACAGUCGUAAAGCCGGGAAUAGAUCGGGAACUCGAUCGGAUGAAAGACACCUACGACGGACUCAACAGCCUCCUGAAAAAGGUUGCGACCGAGAUCGCAGGAGAGAUUCCCGGGUUCUACGACAUUGAUGUGAACGUUAUUUACUUCCCUCAACUCGGCUUCAACAUCGCCAUUCCACUGAACCAGGCGGGUGAUGCCGCUUACAGGGGCGAAGAAUGGAAGCUUAUGUUCUUCACAGAAAACAGGGCUUACUUCAAAGACUUUAGAAUGGUAGAGCUGGACGAGAAGCUGGGUGAUAUUUACGGUCUGAUCUGCGAAAAGGAGAUUGAGAUAGUAUACGAUCUCGCACAAAGAUUACUUCAGUAUGAGAAGAACCUCCUGGAGGCAUCUGACAUUUGUGGUCAGCUUGACAGUCUACUUGCAAUGGCUCAAUCGGCAAGCUUCUAUAAGCUUGUUUGCCCGAAAAUGGUGCCAGAGAACGUAAUCAAGAUUAGAGCCGGACGGCAUAUCUUGCAAGAGCUGACGGUAUCCUCGUACGUGCCUAACGAUACUUACUUGGUGGGUGGAACUCCGGCAGAUUAUCUAGCAUCAAGUCAGGCAUACCAAGACAACCUCGAAGGCAUGGAUGAAGAACAUGGGCCAAGCAUGCUUCUUCUCACAGGGCCGAAUUACUCAGGAAAGAGUGUGUAUAUGAAGCAGGUUGCUCUGAUUGUCUAUCUUGCACAGAUUGGAAGCUUCGUGCCAGCCGCAAGCGCAGAGCUGGGAAUAACCGACAAGAUCAUAGUCAAGUCGAGCACCCAAGACAGCGUGUCUCAGAUCCAAAGCACCUUCAUGCGUGACCUGCAACAAAUCUCCUUCGACAUGAAGCAAAUCACCGACCGCAGCCUAUUUAUCAUCGACGAAUUCGGCAAAGGCACCAGCGAAAACGAUGGCAUCGGCCUAGCCUGCGGCAUUCUCACCCACCUACUUGACCUCGAGAACCCACCGAAAGUCAUUGCAGCAACACACUUCCACGAGAUCCUCGAAAAUGGCUUCCUGACUCCCAGGCCCCAGCUGCAGCUAGGGCACAUGGAGGUCCGCGUGUCCGACGACUCGCGCGAGACCGAAGACCAGAUAACUUACCUCUACAACUUCCGACCAGGGCGAAGCGACAAAAGCUUCGGAACCGUGUGCGCUGCGAUGAACGGCAUUAGUCAGACUGUGGUCGAACGGGCGAGCGAGAUCGCUUCUCUCGCUGCGCGAGGUGAGAACUUGAUUGCGGCGUGCGCCACGCUCUCGGCGGAGGAGAUGCAGUUGUUGGAGCAAGCACAUACAUUGGCGAGAAGGUUCCUUACGCUGGAUCUUUCGGAGUAUAAUGAGUUGGUUGAUGUCAAGGAUGUGCUUGAGAAGCUGUUUGAGGGGUUGUAG